AUGGCGGCAUCAUUUUCGAGCGUAAUUACAGUCCAAGCACCUAUAACAUCCAUACCCCUACAACGUAUUUCUUUAUUCCUUUGUACUUUGCCACUUUUCUCGUUUGUAUCUUGCGUGUUGAUCGCUCUGGUUUGGCAUUUCGAUGAUACUACAAAGACUCAUUGCCAGGUGAGAGUGCCUUGUACCCAUGUAUUAGGCGCGCAUAUAAAAUCACGUUGUGUGCAGAUGUCCGGCACCCGGACAGGUUCUUGAAAUUACUCCGUGUCCUGCAAUCGGACGGGUUCUAGAAAUUACUUCGUGUUCGGCAGUCGUAAAUAUUUUUUGUAUUCAUUCACACUAUCAGGUACGUUCUUAGAUGGCUGGACACGUCACGAUAUCCACCGAACUGCGAGUUUUACCUAAGCUCGGCGCCCAGAGUUCAUUUAGAUAGCUGGACACGUUACCCUCUCACUCCCAAGGUCUCAUAGAUAAUUCUACUUACCAUCUCCUCUACAAUUCUUUGUCAUGUUUUUAGGAAGAAUUUGGGUUUGAAUCAACUAAUAAUCCCCUAAUUGAUAUUUUUAAUCGUUAUUCUCCUCACUUAUCUGCUUGAUAAUGUACUGAUGUUGUAAGGAGAAAUUCUGUCUUGGUCACUCAUGGGAGUAAAAGGGUUAAAACGAAAUCUAUGACUUAGAGGCUUGUUAUGAGCUUCUGAACACAGAAUCCUUAAAUACUCCCUGUCCAAUGGUCAAAAGUUUUGUGCAAUUAGGUUUGAAUUAUAUCACACUAGGCAAAGCUGUUGUUGUUUUUUGUCUAACCCUAAUUGCCCAGCAACACAGAGCGUUGAGCUUAUCUAAAACAACCUUUGGUGGAAAUUGUGACAGCACAGUCCAACUAUCUAAAAACAUAUCUGAUGGUGUGAAUUGAAGUUAGUGAAUAUUUUCAACUGCCAGAUACAGAGUAAUUUUAACAACCUGUUUGGCUGGUCAAAGUUGAAGUUUCAAAUUGGUCAGUAUAUGAUGCUGGUAAACUGUUGUAAAGUGUUGUCUAAUUUGCUUAACUCAAUAUGUUAUCCACUGAAGUGGUUGAUUUUAAGUUGUGUGAAAAAAAGUUAUAACAAGCAUUUUCCAAUCUAGAAAUUGAAGCAAAAGUCCCAGAGUUUAUCAAUAAUACCUUUCUUGCUUACAGCUCUGAGUUGUUUCUUUGUAGAAAAGAAUUUAUUCUUAAUAAAGGUCAUUUAAUAGUUGUUAACGAAUUGGGAAACAUCACCCAUUACUGAGUGAUGUGCUUCUAAAUUACAAGCAUAGAAAAUUGGUACAGAGACAGUCUUGCAUCAUAAUUGUGAUCAACCUAGCCUACCUAGUACAAGUAAUUUUAACAUCAGCAGACUUGUCCUGCUAGUUAAGUUCCAUAUUGUUGGUAUUAAAGUACAGUGAUAUCAUAGUUAGUUUUUAGGUACUUUAUUUAUCACUUGGUAAUAAGUUAAUAUCAGUUGCUCUACUGUUCAACUUGCUAGUGCAUAUACAUUAUUUUUUUGGUUAUAAGGCGCAACAUUUUUCAAAGAAAAUGUGCCUGUUCAAUUGAAAUCCGGUCUAAACUCGGGGUGCAUCUUAUAGCCAAGUAUGUUUGCACCAAAGAAUAUAAAAUUUGGAGACCUGCAUUCUCAGCAGCACCUGGAUUCAAAGCUGACGAAUGCCUUUGGUGGAAGUUUCUCGUCACUCGCCUUCGCUGCUAGGAAAACAGUGAAACUCUGCUUAUCGCCACCACAGGAUAAAAUCAGCUCCUCCAAAUCGCUCUGAUGAAGGGCAAACGCUCAAAUGUCAGCUUUUUUACACUUUACAGUGGCUAAUUUAUGUUUUCAACUCAGCUGUUAAUAUAAAUUACCUGCUAAAAUCGGCACUGUUUGGUUUCCAGUGAACUCCAAUGCCCUUGUGGCUGGCAACUCGAACCUCACCAGAGUUUUGUCCAUGUUAAGGACAUGGCUGGACUUGUAGCCACAAUGCUGUCAGGAUCUCAGCACGAUUUAAGCAAUGGAAUUCAAUCACCUUCUCUUCCAUAUCAGCUGGUAGAUGCUGUGCCAAAGUGGUCUUUGCUCUCAAGGAAAUGGCAUGGUGACAUUUCCAGUUUGUGUACCAGCCAAGGGACGCUUUUAACUCUGGAUCGGAGCUGAGUUCCUCUGCUUUCAGGCAGAGCCUUAAGAUGUGUACUGAUAGACCUGCAAAUAUCAAAGGAAAUAUGCAGUCAGCAAGUGGACAACAUAAUCAACAUUUUAACAAGAAUUUACACUAAAACAGUGCAGUUAUCAAUGACAAUGCAUAGAUGUUGAAUGAACAAUAUUCACCUUGGCUUCUUUGAUUGCUGAACCAGUGCGCCUUGAACUGCUGAUCAAGCUUUGGAUCUUUUGGCCGGUAGUGACCCAUCGAGUCACAUUUCACUGUCAUCUUUAACUUGUCUGUAAACAAGACGUAUUGCUAGUUUCUCCAUUUACAGACCAUCAAUUACAAUAUGCCAUAUUUGCAAGCAAUUUCACAAUUGUUGUUCAGGGCUUCUGCCUCUGCUACAAUAUUCAACUUGAAGUUUAGAUUGUAGGAAUGAUGACGAGUACUUGGCAUGAUGGUCUCUGAUUUACGGUAUGCUGAACAAUUGCUUUGAGAAUGAGAUUGUAGUUUUGAAACUGAUGAAAGUUUCAUCAGCUGAGUGUUGUUUAUAAAUGUUAAAACAGAAUUUAAAGAAAGCGACAAAACUUUUGAGUCUGUAAAACAUGUUUCGACAGAAACUUCUGUCAUCUUCAGUUAAUUACCAUACAAAGCGUUGAAAGUUGAAUUAUAUAGCAAGUAGAACAAUGCUAAUUAAGAUGAAUAGUGACAACAAGAAAAGAGGUAAAGCAUGAAAGUGUGAGAAUUAAAAAGAUAAUUUGAGAUUUACAUGGUGUAAUUGUUGAUUCAAGGAUGGUUGUUCUCUUUGAAUAUGAAUAGCCUCUUUUAUCUUAAGCUGAAAGCCAGUAGCCCAGGUUCCCUUCCUACCACUUUACCUACGUUCUACUUUAAGCUACCCUACAUAGGCCACGAGUAUUUAGGAGUAAUUUUUAGUUUGUAAACUUGAUGGAAUUAUGUUUAAAAGUUAAGGGUGCGUCUUAUAACCAAGUGUGUCUUAUAACCGAAUAAAUACUGUAAACUGCACUUGCAUUCUAAGAAGCUGUUUUUCUUGCUAUUUUCCUGCAAUAAUAAAGGCUGUCUUUUUUCCAAAAAUUGCUUGGUGUUUUGUUAUGUGGUUAGGACAUAUGUAAUAGAAACCUUUUGCCUCGCUUUACCUUUUCCUACUUCUGAUAAGUUAAACCUUUUACUAACCAAUAAUUAUUAACCCUUUAACUCCCUGAUCAAAUUUAUAAUUCUCCUUACUGUCAACCAUGCAAUUCUUAUAAUGCUAGUUUAGAGAAUUUAGAGUUGGAUCAGCUAAUUAUCCCCAAACUGAUAUUUUUCUUUAUUCUCAUCACUUAUUUGGUUGAUAUUGUAUUAAUACUGUAAGGAGAAAUUCUGUCUUGGUCACUCAAGGGAGUUAAAGGGCAAAACUGUUCUAUGUGGUGAAACUUGGUUUCCUGGAAAAUCAGGAUCAGCCAUUUAGGGAUUGGGGAUCAAGAAUCCCUUGUCCUCAUUUUCCAAUCCUGGUUUUCUAGAAAACUGUGAAACCAAGUGCUACCUGGUCUUAACUAUACAAACAUCUGACAAAAUAAUUAUUAUAACAACAAGUUACAUGUAGUUGCAACUGUCUUUUAUUAUCUUAACAGCAUAUCAUGUGUGCUUUUCAAAAUGGUUCCUAGUAUUUCCCAUUCUCCUGAUGAGGUAAACAUCUGAUUUGUUAUCCUUCUUUAAAUUUAAGGUACCAAACUACUUGCCUUCAAUAAGUGCAGCAAUUGGGGGAAACAUGCCAGAGAUGUUUAUUUGGAGAGUUGCAAUAGCUCUGCAUUGCUUUCCUCGAAUCCUACUUUUACCAUCUGCAAUCCAUAAACACUACACAAAUACACAAUCAGGCAGGAUUUAUCACUUGACAACUUGGUGGUUUAAGCCGCUCAAUUUUCUAAACUACAUUUUGGAAAUAAUAGAAAAUGGAGCCCUCCUCUCGAUGACCUACAUUUCAUCAGUCGAAAAUCAUGGUGAGCCUUUAAAAUAUCAAUUGAGUUUGAAGAGUGGUAUUGGAUUGCCUUGGUUGCUGUGCUUGUCACUCAGUUAUUGGCCCAGGACACUUUCAGCACAUUAUCUUGGGACUAGCAGCCAGUCAAUGAGUUAACACUAUGCUUUAAAGGCAGUUUAAUGAUUUUACUUUGAGUCCUCUUCAGCCUUUGUGAUACUUUUGUUUGUUCUGAUUAACCAUUGUAAAUUAGUAUUGCAUUAGGUUUGGUUUUACAUCACCAUUUAACUGCCAAUCAUUUGCAAAGUAGGCUCACACAUUUCUUUCGCAAAAUUCUUAGAAAGAUUGCAAACAGCAUCCUUCUUGCUUUCAUCUAAAUUUUCUUAAGAAAAGAGUUGCCACUGGCAUCUAAAGCUAUACAUGUGUGACACUUUCAAAUUUUGAGAUUUAUGUUAUUGUUUUCUGUAUUUGCCUUAGAACCAAGAGCUCGCCAAACAGAAACAACAGGUCCUAUCUGUGUUUACUCAGGGACUGUUGGCUAGCAAAGUUUUGUCCUUUUUGUUAUCCCCUUCUCAUUCAUAACUGUGCAGACUGGCCAGCUUUGCUGCAGAGCUUAUCUCAGUUUCUGUGAUAUGAAAGAAAAGGAGUAUGAUAUACUUUUCUUUCUGGAUGAGAUGGAAGUCCAUUCUAGGUUGCUCUUUAGCACAAAGACUCUUGGGUGGGACAAUCAAACCCUGAUCACUUAAUUUUGAGCUAAUUAUGGAGAUACAGGCUGUAAAAAUGGUAGACUUUCUUAACAAAUUUAUAAGGGUUUCCUCUUAGGACUUCAUUGCAUACAUGUGCUUACCACAGCAGGAAGAUGACUUGUCUGUUGGGUUAGAAAGUGAGGUGUUAUUGACAGAUUUUACAGUUAUUUUGAGGAUAAUAGGAGAAUGAAGACUUCACCUUUGUAGGAUUAUUAAAUUUCAGUCAAUGAUAACAUUAGAAAUAAUAUUCCCAUCUAAAAUGUGUAUGUUUCAGCUAUGCACGAAGCUUCCUUUAUUGUAUUUAUGGUGUGCUCCAUGAGUUACAUGUUUCUAUCAUGCAUUCUAUCUGGAUUGACAGCAAGCAAACCAAUGAGCAAAGAGGUAUGUACACUGUACACUAUACUGUGGAAACCACCAAACUGUUAGGGAAUGGGUCCAAAUCUUGUAAGUUGUAAGGUUUUUCUUACUGUGUUUCAUUUGUUUACCCUCCAUUUAAUCAAACUGUAAAAGUUAUUGUUUAAUUAAAGCAAUUUCAGUCAUCGGUAGAGUGCAGUAAUGACAAUUUGUACCACACACUUAACCCCAUUGUCUAAUUUUUCAGGAUUCCUCCCUAUUCAGAAAAAAGGUGUUUGCCAUGAUCUUCAACUACUUUUCAUUCAGUAUGGCAGUUUACUUUUUCUUCAGACACAAUUGGUACUGUGAACCUGGUGGUAUCCUUGAAAGUUAGCAUCAACGUAGGAAUGCAGAAACCUCACGGCCACAUCUUUGAAAUGUAGGGGGUAGUUGUUAUUUCACAAUUUGGGAAGUAGGGAGGAGCAGGAGACUGGUGGGAUUUCUGAAGCCCACUGUCGACUAAACAAUGGUUCUAAUAGUGAUUCCCACCCACCCUCAAACUGCACUAAACAAACUUUCUAUGUAUACUUGUAGCUGAUGGAAACUCAUUCUAAUGGGGAUCAAAAGCAAGAAAUGUAAGUUUUGGAUCUUCUGGUCAUAGAUGUUUCAUAGAUGGGAUUGCCCUACCACCCACCACCCCCUCUCCUUCAAAACUUCCCCUCCAAAUCUACCAAACCUCUGCAUUAAAAAUCAACAGUCCUUAAAAGGAAAGGGGAUUUGUGACUUACUGCAAUAUGGGAUAUGUGUUACCAAUAAUUUUGAGUACUCCAUCAAGUAGACAGGAAAAAAUCCUUUUUUAUCAUUGUUUGUCUUAACAUUAUUUCCCACUCACAGUAUAUACUCUGUUUGCCCUUGGCGAGUAUUGCACAGUCCUAUCCAAUGUGGCCUUUCACUGGCAUUGUUCAAAGCAUUUUAAUGGUGCUGUCCUGAUGCUGACCUUUGUUGAGGACAUGAAAGUGAACUAAAGAAAUAAAAUAAAAUAAAACUAAAGAAAUAAAAAUGAAAGAAAUAAACAAAUCUUGAAAAAAGAGUCUUUUUUCACAUCUUAGCCUGAUGAAACCAUUCAGGUUUUUUUUUCUUUUUGCUGAAGGAUGUGAGAGAUGAAGAGCCAGUGAUCUCUGGGGUGAGAGAAUUGAAAAAAUCCGGUCCUUGAAUAAACAGAAAACUGCAGAGUAUUUGUUGGACAUAAAGGUAGACGAGGUAAUUUAAUAUUAUUAACUGUUACUAACGUAAAUUGGCCAAAGUAAGGAGUUCCAAAGCUGACGUUUCGAGCGUUAGCCCUUCGUCAGAGCAAAAAACGUAGGGCUAACGCUUGAAAUGUCACCUUUGAAACUCUUUACGGUGGCUAAUCUGCGUUAUCAACCAAGUUGAUAAUACUUAAUUACCCUGUUAUACUCUCCCACCGACGUAUCACCACAGUUUCUUUAGAAACCUACUGAAAUUGUGAACGAAAUGGAUUAGGUUGUCUCGCGUUGUAACCGUGGAUUUGGUUGCUUUCGCAAAUACAUUUUCAAAUUUUCAAAGUAGGGUAGUGUUUUGGAAUGAGAACAUUACUGAAGUAGCUGUAUUUGAUGAAUGUCACGAAAUUUAAGUUAAGUUUUUUUCCAGAUUAUAAAUAUUUACAUUACGGAGUACUUCAUAAGUGCAUCCUAUUAUUUCUGUUCCAGAUGUUGAAUUUUGCAGAGUAUUGAGAAUAAUUUAAAUUCUUUUGGUUAUUAGUGUACUUGAACAUACAAUUAAGUCUGCAUUAAGAGUAUUUAUUUUUUAUAAGUUUUUUUUCUUGAGUGUAAAGAUCAGAAGUUAAUUUAGAAAAGUUAUGUAUAUGGAUACAAGAAAAACAAAACGUGUAACUCAAGAGUCAACGGAAAUGGAAACAUUUGUUCCAGAAUCAAGUAUUAAAGUUUUUUCUUCG
Pocillopora meandrina is the source of this 7155-nucleotide messenger RNA. The record is from the annotation of a GenBank genome assembly. NCBI's taxonomy places the organism in Eukaryota, Metazoa, Cnidaria, Anthozoa, Scleractinia, Pocilloporidae.